Messenger RNA from Rhizopus microsporus ATCC 52813, 1361 nucleotides. RefSeq lists its product as uncharacterized. Bases 80 to 1117 code for a protein of 345 amino acids. NCBI's taxonomy places the organism in Eukaryota, Fungi, Mucoromycota, Mucoromycetes, Mucorales, Rhizopodaceae. Gene Ontology annotation, molecular function: protein binding. The transcript has a single exon. The record is from RefSeq and is a predicted model, not a curated record.
UAUGGAUUUAUGUCAACGUGGAUAUAAUAGUUGUUGUAUAUAUAAGGAUUGACUUUCUUUGGCUUCUCUUCUUUCUUUAAUGACUUUAUUCAAACGAUUCAAGCGUAGUUUUAGUUCAAAGGCUAUGAAACAGCCAUUUAUUACUCGACUUCCUGAAGAGCUCUUAGUUGGCAUUUAUCAACACUUGGAUAGUCCUCAAUGCAGAAGAGCAUUCGCUUUGACCUGUAAGUCAUUCAGGCGUAUUGCUCAACAACCGAGCUCAGUGGCUGCCUGGAUGAUCACACGCUUUGGUCCACGGUUCGCCAUCUAUUAUACUAUUCUUACUAUACCUGAACAAUGUGAUCAUCGUUUCCUUCAGUACCUAUUUAAUGCCGGUGCAAAGGUGCCUCCUUGUUUAAUCCAACGCCUCAUUCAGACCUAUGGGAAACAAGAAUAUACACAAAAGAGAGAACGCCGAUCAUCCAUCCCCUAUGACAGAUCUACCUUGUCUAUUCAACAUAUACCAUUUGAUGGCUAUGCUGCACUUAUCACUCACUCACUUAAACCUGUCGACGUCCAAGGCAACAUCCUCAAAGACUUUUUCACUUCAUUUUCUCAGGGCACAUCACAAUGGAAAAAAGAAUUAGAAGAAGGCUAUUUUUUCCCCAUCAUCACUAAUAUCGCAGAUAACUUACGACCUAUCAUCAAGUUGGCUCAAGUAUACCCCAAAGAGUAUCAAAAGAUCGCUCCUUUAUUCCAGUUUGACCCUAUCGCUCGAGCUUCCCUCUGGCAGGCAGUGUUGAGCGUUCUCUUUGAUGAAGCCUUUCGUACCAGUGAACUUACAGGGGACAGAAAGUAUCAACUCAAGACAAUUCAGAAUAUGAUAGGUCAACCUGUGCAGCUGGUAGGCACAUGGUCAGAACAGGCCAUCUUUCUUCGUGUCUUUGGUGAUUUCUUUACCAAGUACCCAAGAGGUUAUUGUGAUGAACAUGCCAUGAUGCGUCUACUUGAACUUCUCACUGUCUAUGCUCAACCCCGCUCUUUUACAAUCAAACAAGCACUGCGUGUGAUUAAAAAUGACGACGACAUGAGAACGGAUAUCAAGGAUACCGUGGAUAAAUUUCUAUGUAGACCAUAGUUUGUACUACAUCAAUCCAUGUAAAAAUAAUAAACCCAUUUAUUCUUCGUCAUCAACAGCAUCCACAACUAAGGUGGCACUUGGCCAUAAGUUUGGAAUAUUAGACAAUGUCUGAUGCUCGUCAGCCUCAUACUCCUUUCGAGGGUAAGGGCUAUGAAUCGUAAACUUGUAUUGAUGGACAUAGUCUUCAGGAGCAAACUCACAAGGCUCUACUGGUUCGUUUGAUUUCAGUAAUGGGUAAACU